AUGGAUGCAGACUUGGAGGUGCAUAAUGGGCAGGAGUCUGACCUGGAAGAGAGAUACCCCAAUCGCCCACGUAAUCAUUCGGAUACGCUGCCCUUUCACGACCUAUUCCAGACACUCUUCCGUCCGUUGAGUGAGAUAAAAAAGAAGCCCGCGGGACCCCCUGGCAACCGUCGAAAAACUGGACCGCAUGGUCAAUCGGCUGCGAACCUCAAUCCAUUCGAACGACGGCGCGAUGUGAUUGAUCGUUUUAUUUCGCGAUGGCGAAAAGAAGUUGGCGACGACAUAUACCCUGCCUUUCGUCUGAUUCUUCCAGACAAAGACCGCGACCGGGCAAUGUAUGGGAUUAAGGAGAAAAUGAUAGGGAAAAUGCUUGUGAAAAUCAUGAAAAUCGACAAAAACUCCGAAGAUGGGUUCAAUUUGCUCAACUGGAAGCUGCCUGGACAGGCGGCUGCUUCGAGCAUGGCGGGUGACUUCGCUGGAAGGUGCUAUGAUGUUCUUUCGAAACGGCCCAUGCGGACAGACGUGGGAAGCAUGUUGAUCGAGGAAGUCAAUGAGAAGCUCGAUCAGCUCUCUACUGCGUCAAAGGAGGAACAGCAGUUACCCAUACUCGCUGACUUCUACCGGCGCAUGAACCCCGAGGAACUCAUGUGGCUGAUUCGGAUCAUUCUCAGGCAAAUGAAAGUCGGUGCGACAGAGAGGACGUUCUUCGAUGUCUGGCACCCUGAUGCAGAGAGUCUCUACAGUAUCUCGAGUAGUCUCCGUCGGGUCUGCUGGGAGCUUCACGAUCCUAACAUUCGGCUUGACGCGGAGGAACGGGGUGUUUCACUGAUGCAGUGUUUCCAACCGCAGCUGGCUCAGUUCCAGAUGCAGUCGCUCGACCGCAUGAUUGGCCGCAUGAGGCCGACGGAAGAUGACCCUGUUUUCUGGAUUGAGGAGAAGCUGGACGGAGAGCGCAUGCAGCUCCAUAUGACGUCCGACGCUUCUGUACCAGGAGGUAGGAAGUUCCGGUUCUGGUCACGCAAAGCCAAAGACUACACAUAUCUAUAUGGGAAUGGGGUGUAUGACGAGGCUGGUUCCUUGAGUAGGCACCUCGAAGAAGCAUUCGCCGACGGCGUCGACAACCUGAUUUUAGAUGGUGAAAUGAUCACGUGGAAUACUGAGCAAGACGCACCCGAACCAUUUGGUACGCUCAAGUCCGCUGCACUAUCUGAGCAACGAAACCCUUUCUCCCAAGGAAUCCAUCCGCUUCUUCGUGUCUUCGACAUACUUUAUCUCAACGGUAGGGACUUGACAAGGUACACCCUCCGUGACCGUCGGAAUGCUUUGCAGAAAGUUAUAAAGCCUGUACACCGACGCUUUGAGAUACAUUCGUUCGAGGAGGCUACAACAAAGACAGAGGUUGAGGCUUCCCUUAGGAGAGUCGUCGCAGAAGCUUCUGAAGGUUUAGUUCUCAAGAACCCUAGGUCUCCGUAUCGACUCAAUGAACGGCAUGACGACUGGAUGAAAGUGAAACCCGAAUACAUGACCGAGUUUGGAGAGUCUCUUGAUCUCAUUGUGAUUGGGGGUUACUAUGGUUCUGGGCAUCGAGGUGGCAACCUUUCGAGUUUUUUGUGUGGUCUGAGGGUUGACGAGGGGCAAGCUUCGCAAGGGUCACACCCAACAAAGUGCUACUCUUUUUGCAAAGUUGGCGGAGGCUUCACUGCUGCGGACUAUGCGAACAUUCGACACCACACGGACGGCAAGUGGGUUGAGUUUAACCCCAAAAAGCCACCCACGGCGUAUAUGGAGCUUGCAGGUGGUGAUGCCCAGUACGAGCGGCCGGAUAUGUGGAUUAAGCCCGAAGACUCCGUGGUGCUGUGCGUCAAGGCCGCCUCUGUGUCGGCCAGUGAUCAGUUCAAGAUUGGUUUAACACUCCGAUUCCCACGUUUUAAGCGCCUACGCAUGGACAAAGAUUGGAAGAGCGCACUAUCCGUGCAGGAGUUCAUGAAUCUCAAGUCCAGCGUCGAGCAGGAACAACAACAGAAAGAGUUUAACGUGGAAAACUUCCGCAAAAAGCGCGUAAAGAGGACAACCAAAAAGCCGCUUGCGAUAGCCGGCUACGAUGAGAACGCAGAAGUCAAAUACGCCGGUCCCUCUGGGCAUAUAUUUGAUGGCCUCAACUUUUUUGUCCUUACCGAUGCGAAUGUUCCAGUCAAGAAGUCCAAGGCUGAAUUGGAGAGCCUUGUCAAAGCCAACGGUGGCAAAUUCUACCAGACGAAUACCGCGGCUCCACAUACGAUUUGCAUUGCAGACAGAAGAACGGUGAAAGCAGCCUCUUUGCAGAAAGCUGGCAACACCGACAUCAUCCGCCCGUCCUGGGUCCUUGAUUGUAUCCGACAAAAUGAAAUCGACGCUGGUCUUCCGGACUUGCUUCUUCCGUUUGAGCCCAGGCACAUGUUCUUCACCACCAAGGACAAGGGGGAAGUUGUUGCGGGGAACAUUGACCAGUUCAAUGACAGUUAUGCACGAGAUACCACCGUUGAAGAACUGCAGGGUCUCCUCACCCAGAUGGGCAAGGGCCACAAAGGCAACAGAACCGCUAAUCAUGAAGCCAUUGAGAAGCUAACAGAGAGCAUCCAAGAGCGAACCGAUGCUGGAUGGACACUGCCACUCGGGUGGCUAUUCAAGGGCUUCACUCUGCACUUCGUCAAGGAGGGCGAUGGCGGAUUGAGCUCAGUGUUCCCUACUCAAGCUGCUAGAAACGUCGCGAGAUUUGCAGGUGCAGUCGUCACAGAGUCGCUAAAGAGCUCGUCAAUCACUCACGUCGUCGUAAAUCCGGAGACCCCAGCCUCGGACUUGUCCAGCAUCCGUCAGACGUUGUCGACACGGAAGAAGGUUCCACACAUUGUCACUAUUGCCUGGAUUGAAGAAAGCUGGAAGGAAAAGACCAUUCUGGAUGAAGAGCGGUUCCAACCGUCCAGCAGAUCCUGA
Molecule: messenger RNA, 2970 nt
Organism: Aspergillus calidoustus
Lineage: Eukaryota; Fungi; Ascomycota; Eurotiomycetes; Eurotiales; Aspergillaceae
Source: the annotation of a GenBank genome assembly